AUGUCAAUGGCUACUUCUAAGAUGUACUGCUCUAGCGUAGCACAAGUGAAACAAACAAUAGUACAAAACCUUGAUGGGAACUUUGUCAACUUUUUGGUAUAUGAUUGGAGAGUUGAAGAAUUGCAGUUAUUGACAGAGACUAUCAUCACCUGGGAGCUUCAGCCUCAUAAGCUACUGUCAGUUGGAAAGACCAUGCCAAAUUUAGCCAGCAGUGUGUUAAAAAUUAAUGGGUUUAAAAGAACUCCUUUGCAGUGCCAAGAUCAGUGGCACUAUAUUGUAGCAGCAUUCAGACAUGGAGGUUACAAGCAACUUGCUGAACAGAUUAAUCUCAUCUAUUUACUAAUGCCUUCUACGCUAAAUCCCAAUCUGUUUUAUUUAUAUCCUUCUGUCAAAAUUUCAAAACGACACAAACCCCAGCAACACAGCCGGAGUAAGUUUAUAAAAAAGUCUGUAGAAGCAGCAAAAACAAAAAUGACACAGACCAAAACACCUCUGUCACAGAGUCUAUGUGAAGAGCUUUCACCAAGAGAAAGUCCACAGAAGAUGAUAAACGGUAACCAAAAUGUGGAUGUGCCCAAAGUUCCUGAAGCCUGCAUGAUGGACACUAAAAACACAAGUGCUACAGGGAAUAUACUCUCAUACGUUCAGGUUAAUGUACCGCAGCCGUUAGUCCCUAAGAAACGUCAUGUUAAGAUCUCUACUGAUGAAAAACGAGAGUUGGAAGAGGAGGAAGUUGUUAGUGCAUCGUCUGUCAAUAUUAAGAAAGAACCAAAUGAUUUGGAAUUGGUAAGAACUUCAGCUACAAUUUCAUCAUUAAACAAAAAGCUGUUAAAAUGUAAAGAGGUUAAGAAACGACCAGCUGAUGAAGUACAGGACAUGCCUACAUCAUCUACCAAAGUAAUGAUAAGCUCUCAGAGUACUCCAUUAAAAAAAGCUACCUAUAUUUUGCAGUGUGAGUCACAGGAGGAUAAAGUGCAGGUAAUGAUAUUAAAUGUAUCUAAAAGUAAAAAGGCCACAUUAAUUGAAUGCAGUACUGUGCAAGGAGUUAUUCCACCUCGAAUCAUCAGACUCUAUUAUCCCCCUAAUUGUAAACUGCCAUCUGGUCUUACACACUUGUACAUUCCAAGGAUAUUGGUUCAUCCAGAUGUCGUGAACUCAAUUAAAAAAAUAAAGGUGUCACAUUCUAAUGAUAAAUAUCCCAUAGUCAAAUUUGAAAAGAACUCUGGUUCCUUAUCAUUCACUCCUUCACAUCACUCCAGAAUAAAAACAGAAUCAGAAGACAUUGAAUAUGAAGAAAUUGGCUUGGAUGAUUUUGAAAAUGAAUCGAGUAUCCCAUCUGAUGGUAAUGAUGGUCUAGAUGGAGAAUCCAGAAGAGGGGAGGUAAUAAAAUUAUUGGAGCAGUACAGCCAGCAAUGCAGGCAAGAAAAAACAAGAUUGCUGAACACAUUACAAGAGAGUCACCAGCAACAGAUAUCUCUUCUUAGGCAAGUCCUCACUGUCUUCCAACAGCUUCAGCAUGUUUGUUGAAAAAAUAUUUUGUUCUUAUUGACACUGAUAAUACAUGUUAUUUUCAGAUUG
This is a messenger RNA of Cherax quadricarinatus, 1578 nucleotides long. The record is from RefSeq and is a predicted model, not a curated record. Lineage: Eukaryota; Metazoa; Arthropoda; Malacostraca; Decapoda; Parastacidae.